GGUCACUCUAUAUAUUUGUGCAUUUCUCGUUUUCUCUCGAACGUUUUAAUCUUCUCAAAAUGUCACUUAGAUCUGUCACCCCUAAACCCAAAACCCUUCACUCUUUCUUCAACUCUCUUCUCCGACCCACCAAACCCAACACUCCCUUCCACCCUUUCUCAUCUCUCACCCACCAAAACCCACCAUCUCCACAAUUACCUCACCUGGUUAACGAAAUCUCACGCAUUCUCAGCGACCACAGAAACCCUCACCACGACUUGGAGCUUUCCCUCAACUCUUGGUCCACCCAAAUAUCUCCAAACUUGGUUGAACAGGUUCUGAAACGCUGCAAAAAUCUUGGGUUCUCAGCCCACAGAUUCUUUCUCUGGGCAAAAACAAUUCCGGGUUUUCAACACAGUGAUGAAAGCCAUCACAUUUUGGUUGAUAUCUUGGGGAGUAGUGGUCAAUUUGCUCUGUUGUGGGAUUUUCUCAUUGAAAUGAGAGAGUCCAAGUGUUGUGAGAUUAGCCCAGAUUUAUUCUGGGUUAUUUUUAGAGUUUACAGUAGAGCUAAUUUGCCUCGUGAUGCAAUUCGAGCUUUUAAUAGAAUGGUUGAGUUUGGAGUCAAGCCUAGUGUGCAUGAUCUUGAUCAGCUUCUCUAUACAUUAUGUAAAAGAAAGCAUGUCAAGCAUGCCCAGGAGUUUUUUGAUAAAGUCAAGAGUGGGUUUGAGUUGGGUGCUAAAACUUAUAGCAUUUUGAUGAGGGGUUGGGGAGACAUUUGUGAUUCGGAUAAUGCACGCAAGCUGUUCGAUGAAAUGACUGAGAGAGGGUGUUUGGUUGAUGUGCCUGCAUAUAAUAGUUAUUUGGAGGCUUUGUGUAAAGGUGGGAAUGUGGAUGAGGCUUAUAAGAUAUUUCGGGCGAUGGGUUCAAAAGGAGUUGAGCCAGAUGCUGGUACAUACUCGAUUUUCAUUCGGGCAUAUUGCGAAGCGAAUGAUAUUCAUUCAGUUUUUAGUGUGCUUGAUAGGAUGAAGAGAUAUAAUCUUUUGCCUAAUGUGUAUUCUUACAAUUGUAUCAUCAAGAAGCUGUGUAAGAAUGAAAAGGUGGAAGAGGCGUAUGAACUUUUGGAUGAAAUGAUUGAAAUGGGAGUUAAGCCGGAUGAAUGGAGUUACAAUGCAAUCCAAGCUUAUCAUUGUGAUCAUUGUGAAGUUAAUCAGGCUCUUAGGUUGUUAUCUAGAAUGGAAAAGGAUAACUGCAUGCCAGAUCGACAUACUUACAAUAUGGUACUAAAGUUGCUGAUCAGGAUCGGAAGAUUUGAUAGGGCAACUGAAGUGUGGGAGAGUAUGGGGAAGAGAGGCUUUUAUCCUUCUGUUUCAACAUAUUCUGUCAUGAUUCAUGGUUUGUGCAAAAAGAAACACAAACUAGAGGAGGCAUGUAAAUACUUUGAGAUAAUGAUUGAUGAAGGUAUACCACCAUACUCUUCUACUGUGGAGAUGUUGAGAAACCGGCUUUUGGGUUUGGGGCUACUUGAUGACAUUGAAAUACUUGCUAGUAAGAUGGAGCAAAGCACUUCUUGCUCAAUACAAGAGUUCGCAAAAGUUCUGAGAGGGAACAAAGCUUCUGUAAGAUCGAGAAGUGAGUACACUGACAUUGAAAGUGACUGACAGGGUGCAACAAUCCAAGACUGGCGGGUCUGCUUGAAGCAGUUAAUUGAGUCUGAAGAGAGCUGUCUCGAUCACAAUAUAGAUAUAUUUCUCUUGCUUUUUAUUGUAGACAUGCUCAAUGUACAUUUUCAUAUAGACCAUCGUAUAUACCUUUGUUAUUGAGGAUUUUAUUCUGGAAUUCAUAAUCAGGUGGUGUGAAACCAGCACUUGAAGAAGCAAAUUAUGGGUACAGAUACCUCUGUUCGUAAGUAAUUAGUUACCAUUACUAGUUGUCUGCUGUGGGCAGUGCUGCUGUCAGUUUAUAGCUUAUGAUGGUUUUUUGAUUCCAUCACAAAGGCAUCGAUUGUUAUUGCUUAUCCAUGAUAUUUAGCUGCGUGGUUUUCCAUCUGUAAUUGUGUGUGAUUCUAAUUCCCUUGGACGGUGCUAAAAUUAGAUACUAGUGUUUUUAUUUUUGUUGUUGAACCACAUUACAUACUUUGCACGAUUACAUGGCUCAGGUCACUGCACUAAGACGCUGGAAAGUUCUGUCAUUAGCUUCCCGUUUCUGUUAGGUGUAUCAGAAGGUGUUAGUAACUUGCUCCUAUAUUGUGUGAAUUGAAUUUUUGGAGUUUUUACUUGUGGAAUAAGUUGUGGGAAAAGCUGAUUUCUAUUUACUAUGUUCAGACUGAAUACUUGCAGUAUCAUCUUGUCUAUUGCCGACGUAAAGGAUGAAUUGGGAGGGAUGCUAAACAUGAAUCUUGAGAUUGCCACUUAGAAUGUUAUAGGCAAUUUUGAAGGAGCACUGGUUGCUCAAUUUGUCUCUGAACUAAUGUAACACUUCAUGUGGAAUGGAAUUGAUGAUGAUAAGAAAAAUUUUCA
Molecule: messenger RNA, 2495 nt
Organism: Rosa rugosa (rugosa rose)
Lineage: Eukaryota; Viridiplantae; Streptophyta; Magnoliopsida; Rosales; Rosaceae
Product: pentatricopeptide repeat-containing protein At1g52640, mitochondrial
Exons: 1
Coding region: 60-1637 (525 amino acids)
Molecular function (GO): protein binding
Source: RefSeq, a predicted model, not a curated record